CACGUCCAUAUCGUCACUGGCAGAUCCAGAGGGAUUAUGGCGUCUUUAGUAAAGCUCUUGAUUGCGUUAGCAUUGUUAGGUAGCUUGUCGGCAGCAGAAAAUGACGAUUCUCAGACCUUAUCAUUUUCGAAACAAGAAAUGACUUCUGUUAUAGAUAAACUUGUACGUGAACGUAUGGCCGAGAUAGAAUCUAGACUUAAACAAGAAAAUUCUGAUCUGAAACAUGAAAUUUCUGUUCUUAAAACAGCCGACGAAGUUUUGAAAUCUAGGCUGGGAAGAUUAGAAGUAGAAAACAGACAUUUGAAAUCCAAAGUUGAUUCCAUAGAGAAAGAUAUAGACAUACUAAAAUCUGCCGCAUCUGUAACAUCGUUUGACCACCCAGGGAAUGAUACCAAAGUGGACAACCAAAGUGGACAAGGACUUCCGAAGAGUUGCUCCAAACCAUCCCCCUGCUCCACAGUCGGCAUUCAAAGCCUGGCUGACUCACAAACUUACCAAUGUUGGUUCCGAGCAGAUUAUUACGUUUGACAAUGCUGAGAUUAACAUCGAUCCCCCUGCUCCACAAUCGGCAUUCAAAGCCAGGCUGACCCACAAACUUACCAAUGUUGGUCCCGACCAGAUUAUUAAGUUUGACGCUGCUGAGGUUAACAUCGGUAACCAAUAUAACCCUACCACUGGUGUUUUCACCUGUGACAUUCCCGGUCUGUAUGUGUUUCAUUUGACAAUAACAACAUUUAAGGAUAAAUCUGUGGAACUAUUUUUCAUUAAAAAUGGUCAAAGAAUGCACAACUUUUACCUUGCUAACACAGGGUACCUUGGUUCUGGAUCAACGACAGCUUUAAUUCAGCUUGACCAGGGUGACACUGUGUGGAUAAAGAGUGACCAGUACCACUCUACAGGAGAUCUGAUCGACUCUACUUAAAGCUACUUUUCCGGGUUCCUUCUUUAUUCUGGAACUCAAAACUGAAUUGUUAAACACAAGCACGAAUGCAUUGAUAUUAUGUAAAUAAAUUC
This is a messenger RNA of Mizuhopecten yessoensis (Yesso scallop), 1014 nucleotides long. RefSeq names its product protein HP-25 homolog 1-like. The coding region runs from base 386 to 922 and encodes 178 amino acids. NCBI's taxonomy places the organism in Eukaryota, Metazoa, Mollusca, Bivalvia, Pectinida, Pectinidae. Gene Ontology annotation, molecular function: protein binding. The record is from RefSeq and is a predicted model, not a curated record. The transcript has 3 exons.